AUGAAGUCCGUUCUUCUCGGAAGCGCGCUGGUCGCGUCGGUCUCUGCCGCAGCACGAUCUUCCCCGCCUGAAGGAGCAGUCACCAUCCAAGAUGCCGUGGAUGCUACAUCGACUGGUAGUAUCUUCAUUUACAAAGAUACCUACACCGAGCAGGUGAAAAUCCCCUCGUCUACAAAAAAUCUGGCUAUCUACGGAGAAACCACCGAUACUUCGUCCUACACCAACAAUGUUGUCAGCCUCGAAUACAAGAUGAGCCAGGCCCUCGGUGCUUCCAACAAUGAGGCUACUGCCACCCUUGAUAACCAAGGUGCCAAUGUUUCCAUCUACAACAUCGACAUCAAGAACACAUAUGGCAAGGGAUCCCAGGCCGUGGCAGUAAUGGCGUAUAACAAGGAGCAACAAGGUUACUACGGCGUCGGUCUUUACAGUUACCAGGACACUCUUCUCACCUGGGAGGGGACCCAAAUAUUCGCAAACAGCUACAUCGAGGGCGCCACCGACUUUAUCUUCGGCCGUGAGGGCUCACUUUGGAUCACGAACUCGACCUUGGGAGUUGCAGGGGCCGGAUGCAUCACGGCGAGCGGCCGUACAAGCGAGUCUUCGGCCAGCUAUUACGUGAUCACGGACUCCACGGUGACGAAGGCAUCUGGUGCUGACGUGUCCGCCGCUGAGGUAUAUCUUGGUCGUCCAUGGGGAGAGAACGCACGUGUGGCUUUCCAACGUACGGAGCUCCCAGACCUUAUCAACAGUGCCGGGUGGAAGGCUUGGAAUGACGAUGAUCCUCGUACUGAUGGCGUGGUCUAUGGAGAAUUUGACAACACUGGCAAUGGUGCAUCUGGUGACCGUGACUUCGAGACGAAGUUGACUGCGGCGCUGGAAAUUGGUGAUAUCCUAGGCAGCGACUACACCGACUGGGUAGACGCUGCUUAUAUCUAA
Messenger RNA from Diaporthe amygdali, 936 nucleotides. RefSeq lists its product as uncharacterized. Bases 1 to 936 code for a protein of 311 amino acids. Lineage: Eukaryota; Fungi; Ascomycota; Sordariomycetes; Diaporthales; Diaporthaceae. Gene Ontology annotation, biological process: cell wall modification. The transcript has 3 exons. Gene Ontology annotation, molecular function: pectinesterase activity. The record is from RefSeq and is a predicted model, not a curated record.